AUGUCUAUUGAUGCAAGUCAUGAAUCUCAAUUUAGAACCCAGUGCUUGAGACAGAGUCAUAUGGCUGUUGAUCCAAUGGAGCGCUUACGACUUCAAUGUUUAGCUCGUGGAUCAGCAGGAAUUAAAGGGUUUGGAAGACUUGAUAAUUAUCCAAUUAGAGCAUUUCGCAUUAUGGACGAUAGCCAUAAUUUGGAAUUGAAUUACGAUGAAUUCAGAACAGGUUUACAAGAUUACGGGGUUCAAAUGAGAGAAGAUCCUAAGAUGAACCCUAGAAGACUUAGACUUGUUGAGAUGGCAUUUAAUAAAAUGGAUAGGACGGGUGAUGGUGUAAUAACCAUUAAGGAUAUGAAAAGAGUUUAUCGUGCAACCGGUCAUCCCAAGUUCAAAAAUGGCGAAUGGUCUGAAGCAGAUGUCUUCAGGGCAUAUUUGGCAAAUUUCGAAGCUCCUGGUGACGUAGACUAUCGCUUAUACUGUGAUGUGAAUUUUGAGCGGAAGCAUUUAGAGAGAGGUAUUUCCAAACAAUUGUCGGAAUUAUCCUUACUCUUUUGUGAAGUUCAGACUAAGUUUCUUAGAGCUGAAGUCUAA
Molecule: messenger RNA, 585 nt
Organism: Trichoplax adhaerens
Lineage: Eukaryota; Metazoa; Placozoa; Uniplacotomia; Trichoplacea; Trichoplacidae
Exons: 5
Coding region: 1-585 (194 amino acids)
Molecular function (GO): calcium ion binding
Source: RefSeq, a predicted model, not a curated record